GAGUUUUGUGUUUUUAGGGCUUUAACUAGAACUGUAUGCUUAUUGAAGUCUAGGAAACUAAAAAAAUUGCCAAGCAUGCCCUACUUCCAUAUGUAGUCCACCCUUCAGUAUCAGUAACCAAAUACAACAAAACAAAGCAGCCAGAAAAAAAAAAAUAUUGGUGUCCUCGUUGACUACUUUUCUCUUCAUUGUACGUGCCAAUACAUAAUUUGCGGUGUUUUAGACUUUAGCUUGCUCCUCCCAUUGCCCAGACCAUAUCUACGGCUCUGGUUACGCUGGCUCUUUUUAGCAGGGACUCAAUAGGCCUUUUCUUUUAAUGUGCUGCAAUGCUGUAGUCAGAAACCUCUAAGCCAGUCUCUUGGACUGGGUUUUGUCAGAAGGAUUCCAGCUUGCUGCAAGAAGUAUUUUGUACAGGUAGUAUAUUAGCAUACUUUGACUUCACUUUCCAAAGUAUGUUCUCACAACAAGCCUUUCCUUGGUUGGGGGUUAUUAAAGGAAUGUGAGUUUGUCACCAUUUGUGAAAAGUGAACAUUGUUGGGUUCAUUACUUUUUAACUACGGUGACAUUGGCUUUUCCGACUAACAGUUAGCUGCCCAUUGUUCCUAUUGGUACCACACCCUAGUGUGCUGAUGAACCUGUGUGUGGAAAAUUGCUAUGCAGUGGUAGCUUAAGAGCAUUUGUGUCAUUGGAGAACUUCUUAGACAUUGCAAACAGACUAAACAUGUGAACUUAGGUUUAAGUUUCACUCUUGCAAAAGCACGAGGAGUGGGGCAAUAUAGUUUAUGCAAAGUGAAAAGAAAUGCUGUCUUGUUGCAUGCUCGAGGCAGUGCAAAGAGCUCUUUACCUGGCAAACUUGAAUAAGUGCUGCAAGUCACUCAUUGUCUAAGGGACCUUAAAUGGACGUGACCCGUGUAUCCCAAAAAAUAUAUUUUUAAUAAAGCGCUUUCUUUUCUCAACUGACAUUUCUCUCAUAAAUCGUAGAUAAGGCAAACGAGAACUUUGAUUGAAAUUCCUCGAGGUGGGCUUAUCCAAAGGUGUCAGACAUGCCACAAAACAAGGCUGUUCCAUGGGGCAAAGAAAAGGCCACGCAUGCUUGCGCACAGCAAGCGCAGACUCCACCAGUGUACGAGCACCGAUGUGUCACUCUCACGGACAGUUUUUAAGAAGUGGGUCUCAUAUGCCGGAAAGAAGGAUAAUUUCAACCACUAGCGAAAGUAGGUAUCUGCCUCAUUUCCCAACUUACAUGAGCCCUUGGCACACUAUCCUAACACAAGCCUUUGCUAACAGCAUUCAGCUCUGUUGCUGCAGAGAGAAGACACUCGUUUACUAGACCAAGACACCACACUUGGCAGUAGCUUUGAAGGACACGUGGCAUGGAGUAGACAAGCACCGAGAUGAAACCACUCAGGACGUCCCAGGCAGCUGCUCCCCCAAACUGUAUACAGCAGUGCUCACGCCCGAGGGCUUCUCAGACACCUCCUCGGAGCCCCAGCUCAUGAUUGUAACUGAAAGCAAUGAACGUCCCGAGGAAGCCGACAGUUUGUUGCGUGAGGUGAUGGCGAGCCCCACUGUUCGCCGGGAUUCUUCGGUAGAACCCCCUGGAGAGGAAUCUCUGCAGGCGCAAUCCUCAAUGGUCCUCGCCGAUCCCGUGCCUACAAGCACAGAGCCCGAAGAGAGGUCAGACGUGCCGACCCAGGCAACUGACGACCAGGAGCCAGCAGCCAGGAAAGCAGAGGACAAGAGAGUAGACAUCGUCAAGAAGGAGUCGAGGGUUUCCGACAGGAAGCAUGAAGAGAGAAAGGGAGACGUCAAGAAGGAGAGCAAACCAGCCAGCAGGGAAAGGAAGGAUAAGAGGUCCGAUUCGUCAAAAUCAAAGGAUAGUAGUUUUUACUCUAGCAGGUCCGACUCGCACGCGAAGAACUCGUCGUCUAAGAGAAGCAGCUCGGACACCAGUAGGUCUGCAAAGACUUCAAAGUCUAAAACGGAAGAUGGCCUGCCCAGGGACAGCAGAGAUUCGUCCAGGGAAAAGUGUGACCAGGCAAAAGAGAAGCACAGUUCAUCUCGGGAGAGAGCGGACUCGUCCAGGGACGAAACGUCGAGAGACAGGGCUGAUUUUUCCAAAGAAGAAAAAGGAAAGUCGUCGUCGUCGAGCCGAGCGAGCAAGACAAAAGACAGCCGAAGCGAGCGGAGAAGGCCCGAUGACAAGCACCACUAUCGUGGCAGUAGCCAGCAUCAUGAUGACAGGAGGCAUCACGGUAGCAAGUCUUCUCGGGAAGACGACAAGUCCAAGGACAGGUCUGACAGCCACAGGUCACACGGAGAAGGCCGGCGGGACAGGGACAGGUCAUCUACCAAAGAUUCGUCUCGGCAGCACAAAUCGAGCCGAUCCUCUGAGAAACAUUCAGAUGGUUCCAGGGAACCGAGGAAAGACAAAACUCAGGAGAAGGACAAACGGCCAAGUGUCAGCAGGCACCAAGCCUCAGAACCGAAAGAAGGCUCAAGCAGCAAGAAGAUUCCCCAAGACGUAAUCAGGGACACGUUUCAGGUUUUUGAACUGGCUGCUCAGACGGUUUCUGAAGAUGCUUCUGGUGGACCUUCUCAACAAACUUCUGAAGAGGUUUCACAGGAGAUUUCACAAGAUGCCAUGCACGGCACUCUAGAACUCGUUGAAGCAAAGGAAGCCGAGAUAUUAAGGUUUUCAUACGUAACAGAUAAGCAUUCAGGGAAUUGUGAAAUUGAUCUCCAACUGGUGAGCGCGAUACCUACAAAUGAGCCAGAUCUCAAGAAAAGUUCAGAAUUACAUGCAGAAGACGGAACUCAGUUCGAGAGCUGUGAUCCGGCUAUUGCAGAUACACUUACGGAAGUGCCAUGCCUAGUCUCUUCAGAGAAUAUUCCAGUGGACGCCACACCCAAGGCGUCAAAGAAAAAGUUAAAAGGCGAGAAGCGCUCCUCGGACAAAAAGCGUCAGAAAAGAUUGACUUUGGAUGGCCACGAGUCGGAUGGAGCCUGGUCAGACGUCACGGUCAGCUCCGUCCACACCAGCGACCUCUCUUCAUACGACGAUCGCAUCAGUGUGUCGUCCGGUGAAGAAGACGACGAGGCGUCCAAAGAAAAGAAGAGAAUAUCCCUCAGAGAAAUUAAGAAAAUUGCCAGCAGCAGCAACGAAGACGAGGACCGUAUGAGCAAGUCAGAAACGGAGCAAGUCCCAGUCGAGAAAGUCAGCCCAGACAGCACGCCGAUGCGAAAGCCCCCUGACAUUCGGGAGAGCUGCCAAACAGCAACGGAGAGCAGCGUCGUGGAAUUUGCCAGGUCUUCCAGCCCUCCCGGCGUCAUCACCCUUGCCACUGUUGUCGACGCUCCCGUGUCUGCCGCAACAGUCACCGCACCCGCUCAUCCUACCGCUGCGACGCCAGUCGAAAGUCCCCCAGAACCCAAGAUGGGCCUACGGCGGCAGCGUAAAAUCAACCCCAAGUAUGCGUCAGAAGAGUUCUCGUCCAUCUUUACGGAAGGCAGGAGGCCGACUGGAACGAUAGACUUCGGGGCCAAGCAUGCCAGGGAGAAACACCACGAGGACGUGGCAGCACGAGCGGAAUCUCGCAAAGUGUCGCAUCCGCCGCCGUGCGAAGAACCCCACGAAGAGGCCUUCGAGCGUGCUCCCUGUGAGGACAAAGACCAGCCGUUCGACUCUUCGGGUCCGGAGCGCUCGAGGCGGCCUUCCCGCAGGCACAGUGGAAGUGAGCCGCGCCCCAGGUCUGAAUCGAUGUCUUCCAAGCGCUACGACUCGUCGGAUCUGUACAAACCUCGACCCGUCAUCAAAUCUGGCACUCGGCGCAGUCGUCCAUCACCUGCAGCAGCAUUGGAGGCGACGGAAGAAGAGGACGACGAAGAGCAGUUGAUGAUAUCGUCGGACGAGGAGCAUGCAGUCAAGCGAAAGGGCCACAAAGGUCUUAAGGUGUGCAUCGGCUUCAAAAGAGCCGCGGCUCCGCCUGCAAAACGGAGGCGCCUCUAAGACAUCUCUCCCACACACCCCGAGUCACAACAGUCUGCCAGCCAGCGGGCGACGACGCGAUGAACCGGAGUCACGCUGCACAAGGUCACUUUUUAUGUGUCCGUUUUUAUGUGUCUGUUGAACUCUACAGCAGUUUUACACUAGAUGCUUUGUUUGUAGCUGCCUUGCCCGUUGAGAAAGGGCAUUCAAUUAUCCCUUUAUCCAUGUCGGUGCACUUCAAACUUUUAUUUAAUAAAGAGCUCAGAUUUGUUGAGUAAGGCACAAGCAGUCCGACUCGAUGACACUCUCUGCUUUGCGGAGCUGGUAACGAUGGCCACGAGUUUACCGAAGAAGCCACAGCAAAUGUACAAAACUCCGUUGGCAGUGAGGACAACCAGACACUAUUGUCCACCUGCCGACCUCUGUGUUAACACCACAAUUCGCCGGCACAGUCUCGACAGAGAGUGACAGUCUUCGGGAGUAUUUGCAUCCGAGGAAACAAUGAACAGGUCUCCUCGAUACUGAGAUUUGUAGGACUCUACACCAAUGUCGUGGAAGCACUCAGAGUUCUUCGGGCAUGAGUGUGAUGGACAUUUUUCGCUCGGGCCAUGUGUACGUCUUUGGGAGCGUCAACUGCAGGAGGAAAUAUAAGGACACGUUGGGAAUCUGGCGACACGAGUUUAGAUUGGAAGUGCAAAGCUGAUAGCUUACCCCUUCAGCACUGCACAGUUCUUCCAUGCGUGCUGUCAUUUCAGACACCAGGUCUUCCGUUAACAGCACCUACGAACCAAAUGCAAAGUUGCGUGAAGAACUUGCUACUUGGCUUAGUUCGCAAACCCAGCACUGACUGCCAUGUGUCAUUCCUGGUGCCAGAAGGGUCAUAUGAGCAUCAUAAUUAUUAAUCAUAAAACCAGUUAUUGUUACUAGCAAAACAAAACAAAAGCUUCUUCCUAAAAUGAGCAAAGAAUUUGUUUGACAUUUGCUUUGUAGAUGUAUGCAAUAAAAUAAGUAUGCGCA
Molecule: messenger RNA, 5005 nt
Organism: Ixodes scapularis (black-legged tick)
Lineage: Eukaryota; Metazoa; Arthropoda; Arachnida; Ixodida; Ixodidae
Product: protein starmaker
Exons: 7
Coding region: 1496-4009 (837 amino acids)
Source: RefSeq, a predicted model, not a curated record